CAUCACAUCCAGCCGACCUGCUGCAGCGCGUGCAUACGAUGCUGGACACCUCCAAGGACGCACAUGCGUCUGCGCUUUACGCACAGCAGCUCAUUGAGUGCUUUUUGCGCACAUACGCAGUGAAAUAAAGCAGAUUGGAUCUCGAUGAUUUGUGAACGGCAGAUUGUUGGUGUUUAGCAGCGGGAUCGCAGCCGAGAGAGGAUUUGUUCUUUCAUGGGAUUGGAAAUGGAGCGUGCGUAAAGCCGUGUGCGUCUCGGAGAGGAUCUGUCACCCACCCACCUGUUGCCAGGUGGUCUUGGCGUUUACUCCUGGACGUCUACUAUGACAUUAGGUUUGGAAGGUACUGCCAUGGAGGAUAUUGUUAUCGACGUGGUGGGGGAAGGACUGCGGGACAGCGGAGAGGAGCAGCUCUCCCUCUCAGAGGAAUCUCGGAGCGAGCAGGAGCGCAGCGCGGAGACGUCCAAUAGCCAGGCGGAAGAUCCUGCGUGUCCGUCUCCUGCUAAAACCAAACCCCCCGCGACCGUGAAGCCUCCAUACUCAUACAUCGCUCUGAUAACCAUGGCUAUAUUGCAAAGCCCCAAGAAGCGGCUCACCCUCAGUGAGAUAUGUGACUUCAUCAGCCACCGCUUCGUUUAUUACCGAGAAAAGUUCCCAGCCUGGCAGAACUCCAUCAGACACAAUCUGUCGUUGAACGACUGCUUUGUAAAGAUGCCCAGGGAGCCCGGGAACCCGGGCAAAGGGAACUACUGGACGCUGGAUCCCAACUCAUCCGAUAUGUUUGAGAACGGGAGCUUCCUGCGGCGGAGGAAACGCUUUAAGCGGCAGCAUUUUCGCUUCGACCCGCUGAAGGAGCAGCACUUGGAGCCGAGCGGGAUCCGCUGCUUUACGCACGGCGCAUACGGCCUCGGUGCGGCCACUCUGCAGCUCCCAGCUCUGGAGAUCUACCCCUUCCUCCACCACCAUCAUACUCCCUCUCCGUGCGGUGCGCCCACAAUCCCACCUGUCAGCAGCAUUCUGCCGGCUCUGUCCACCUUCUUUUCCCGCAGCGCCCUCACAGCCAAGGCCUUCCUGCAGUCUCAGCCGGGACUGGACGCAUACUCCCCGGCCCAGUGCGCCGCAUAUUCCCCUCCUCUGACCUCCAGCGCUCCCUACGCGCCCCCCGGCCUCUUCCACCCUGCAGCCUCCUCUCAGCUCCUCGGUUUGCACCAGCAGUACCAGAAACUACAGACUCAGCGCAGCAGCGGAGAGCUAAUCAAACACAUCAACUCUAAUAACGAAUAAUCCAAUAAGCAGAACUUGAACAUUCGUUUCUCAGGUAACAGAGACUUUUAAAGAAAAGCAUCACAUUUACUGCAGCGGGAAAUGGAUGAAACGAAAAACUCCUGCAGAGUUUUUGUUAUUUGAUAAGGACUUCUCAUCCUUUUAUUAUUUAAAUUGAAAAUUUCCUACUUUUUUUCUCUGGAAAAAUAAAGUUGAAGAUUUAAACCUC
Cyprinodon variegatus (sheepshead minnow) is the source of this 1489-nucleotide messenger RNA. It is a transcript of the gene foxd7, whose product is annotated as forkhead box protein D2-like. The record is from RefSeq and is a predicted model, not a curated record. The transcript has a single exon. NCBI's taxonomy places the organism in Eukaryota, Metazoa, Chordata, Actinopteri, Cyprinodontiformes, Cyprinodontidae. The coding region runs from base 322 to 1281 and encodes 319 amino acids. Gene Ontology annotation, molecular function: DNA-binding transcription factor activity, RNA polymerase II-specific; RNA polymerase II cis-regulatory region sequence-specific DNA binding. Gene Ontology annotation, biological process: regulation of transcription by RNA polymerase II; anatomical structure morphogenesis; cell differentiation.